GGUGCGUGAAAAUACCAUACGUUUUACUGUGAAGCUUAUGUAAUAAAUAAAUAUAUAUGGUCUAAAUUAGUAAACAUAGGAUACUCGUAAAGCAAGCAUCGAAGUACAAAUAGAGGAAAGAAAGUUGAAGAAAUGUCCAGUAAUUGUGGCAACGAUGGGGACGGAGGAGAACGACAAAAGCACGAUCCCAUCGAAAUGGGCAAGCUAUUGUGCCCAAAAGACUUACCCAUAUCAGGACAACCAGCAUCGGACACAACAGCUACAUCCACAAGCCAUCAGCUAACCAAAAUUAUCCUGCCAGAGCGUGGAAGUUGGAGUUCAAAAUUGGAUUUUAUAUUGUCUGUAGUGGGGCUUGCGAUCGGCUUAGGAAAUGUUUGGCGGUUUCCCUACUUGUGCUACAAGAAUGGAGGCGGCGCGUUUAUUCUUCCAUAUAUUUUGACACUCUUCUUGGCUGGAAUUCCGAUGUUUUUUAUGGAGCUGGCGCUAGGUCAAAUGUUGACUAUCGGCGGCUUGGGCGUCUUCAAAAUCGCUCCAAUUUUCAAAGGAAUUGGAUAUGCUGCUGCCGUCAUGUCUUGUUGGAUGAAUGUUUACUAUAUUGUGAUUCUGGCCUGGGCAGUAUUUUACUUCUUCAUGUCAAUGCGAGCGGAUGUACCUUGGCGUACGUGUAACAACUGGUGGAACACCAUCAACUGUGUCAAUCAGUAUGAGAGGAAGAAUCUGCAUUGUUGGGAUAAAAUGAUAAAUGGAACAGCAAGCAAGGUUUGCUCAGUGGCAGCCGCAAAUAUUUCGUCAACAGAGCUUACGGAUCCAGUUAAAGAAUUUUGGGAGCGGCGGGCAUUGCAAAUAUCCUCUGGCAUCGAUGAAAUAGGCAACAUUCGCUGGGAGCUAGCGGGCACUUUGCUACUUGUUUGGAUACUUUGCUAUUUUUGCAUCUGGAAAGGAGUUAAAUGGACCGGAAAAGUCGUCUAUUUCACGGCACUCUUUCCCUAUGUUCUACUAACAGUUUUAUUGAUUCGUGGCAUUACCCUGCCUGGUGCCCUCGAGGGUAUCAAGUUUUAUAUUAUUCCCAACUUUUCGAAACUUUCUCAUUCCGAGGUUUGGAUCGAUGCCGUAACGCAAAUUUUCUUUUCGUAUGGAUUGGGUCUUGGAACUUUGGUGGCGCUUGGAAGUUACAAUAAAUUCACCAACAAUGUGUACAAGGAUGCGUUAAUUGUGUGCACAGUUAACUCCAGUACAAGUAUGUUUGCCGGAUUUGUAAUAUUCUCGGUGAUUGGAUUCAUGGCUCACGAGCAACAAAGGCCUGUGGCAGAAGUGGCAGCAUCAGGUCCUGGCUUAGCGUUUCUUGUAUAUCCGUCGGCAGUGUUGCAGCUUCCCGGAUCUCCGAUGUGGUCAUGUCUCUUCUUUUUCAUGCUUCUUCUUAUAGGCUUAGAUUCACAGUUCUGUACAAUGGAAGGCUUUAUCACAGCUAUAAUCGACGAGUGGCCACAAUUACUCCGGAAACGCAAGGAAAUCUUUAUAGCCAUCGUUUGCAUGUUAAGCUACUUAGUUGGCUUAACUUGCAUAACACAAGGUGGCAUGUAUAUCUUCCAAAUACUUGAUUCCUACGCGGUUAGUGGCUUUUGCUUACUUUGGCUUAUAUUCUUCGAGUGUGUUUCCAUAUCCUGGUGCUAUGGAGUUGAUCGGUUCUACGAUGGUAUCAAAGACAUGAUUGGAUAUUACCCCACGGUAUGGUGGAAGUUUUGCUGGUGUGUCACGACACCCGCAAUAUGUUUGGGAGUGUUCUUCUUCAAUAUAGUGCAAUGGACGCCUAUUAAAUAUCUGGACUACAGUUAUCCAUGGUGGGCCCAUGCGUUCGGUUGGUUUACGGCAUUGUCUUCGAUGCUCUAUAUUCCAGCAUAUAUGUUUUGGUUGUGGAAACGGACGCCAGGAGACUUAUGCGAGAAAAUACGUUCGAUUGUUCGAAUUGAUGAGGACAUUACGCGGUUACGUGAAAAAAUGCAGCGCGAAGCAUAUGCUAAGGAAAUUGAGUUUAAUUCAUAAUAGGAUUAAAAACAUUAUCCAUAAAGUACUCGCCAAUUUUAUAAAUAAUUUAAUAUGCAAUAUUUUAUAUAUUUUGAUGCAGCUGUAGUUGUAGAGUUCUAAUUAAGUAAGAUUCUGUUUUUGCUUUAAAAACAACAGCACGAACAUUUCAACGUUUAUGAACAAUUCAUGUUUGUUACCUUGCGAUACUUUGAAUUUCAUGAACUCUUAAUGUUGAAAUAUUUUAAUUUAAUAUAGGGUAGUUUUCUGAAUGUAAACUAUUGUAGAGAAUGUGUUUUGAAGCAACUAAUUAAUAACAAUAACAAACGCAAUGCAAUCAAAAUUUCAUCGAUUGAUAUAAUGUUAGUAUUGUGACUAAUGAUUUGUAUCAAUUGGGUAAUUUUUGCGAAUUCUAUAAUAUUUUUUCUAAUGCUCAGCGUUGCCUAUACUUACAAACAUAAUUAUAUAGAUGUUAUGUACUAUUUGUACAAUUGUACGUCAGUGGCUUACUAUAAUUUAUUAAUUAAUAUAGUUUUAAAUUAAUUAUACAAAUUAGAAAUUACUUAGUAAUAAUAUGCCCCAUAUAUUUUAAUGUUAUAAUAUACUAGAUAUCCAUAAUACAAAUACAUUGCUCUUCGAUAUAAAGCUUUAUGCAAAAAAAGAAUACAAAAUAACAGAAAAACACACACAGAAACAUGAAUGAAAAUGUUUUACCACGUUGAUUAUGUACAUAAGAAUACAUAUGAAUAUACAAAGUAUUUGCGGGAAUUAGUUGUAUUCACUGUUUAAAUGUUAAGACGUUAAUUGCUUGUGUCAAUUAGAGUUAUUUCUUAUUAUUUAA
Molecule: messenger RNA, 2860 nt
Organism: Drosophila novamexicana
Lineage: Eukaryota; Metazoa; Arthropoda; Insecta; Diptera; Drosophilidae
Gene: Gat
Product: sodium- and chloride-dependent GABA transporter 1
Exons: 12
Coding region: 133-2040 (635 amino acids)
Biological process (GO): sodium ion transmembrane transport
Cellular component (GO): membrane
Source: RefSeq, a predicted model, not a curated record